GCCACACACGUUGUUUUGGACUGGGAAGUGGUUUUGGCAAAAAGAGCUAGUAGAUACUCAUAUUUAAAUAGCUUCACCACGUUGUUUAAGUUGUUUAUCGUCUCCACGUUUCUCGUGUUGGUCCCUGCUUUGACUGUUUGUAGCUGUUAACAGCUGUUGCCCAAAUAGGGCGACAGAAAAAAGGCUGAAGUUUACAGAAAGCUAACUAGCAGGCUAGGUUGCUACAAGUGGCAGCAUGGCAGCUGUGCUGGGACUGAUUGCUGGGAGCUACGAGCAGAUUGCCUUUGGUUACCGAGUAACAACUGAUGAGAAAGAGUGGACAGCUACUGCAGACUUCACACAUCACGCCCACACAGCAUCCAUAUCAGCUGCUGCAGCCAGUGAGAGGUUUGUUGUCACAGGAAGCAAAGAUGAGACCAUCCAGCUGUACGACAUGAAGAAGAGGACCGAGCACGGAGCUCUGCUGCAGCAUGACGGCACCAUCACCUGCCUGGAGUUUUAUGGGACGUCUCAUUUACUGAGUGGAGGAGAGGAUGGACUCAUCUGUGUGUGGGGCACGAAAAAGUGGGAGUGUCUGAAAUCCUUCAAAGCGCACCAAGGUCACGUCACAUCGCUGUCCGUCCAUCCAUCGGGGAAACUUGCACUUUCAGUUGGGACAGAUAAGACUCUCAGAACAUGGAAUCUAAUUAGCGGAAGAUCUGCCUUCAUCAAAAACAUAAAGCAGAAUGCACACAUUGUCAGAUGGUCUCCAGAUGGGGAUAAAUAUGUGGCUGUGGUGAAUGACACAGUGACCAUCUACGACCUGGAGACAGCCUCUGUGAUAGGAACAGUCACAAACCCCAAAAGGAUCUCGUCUGUUAAGUUCUUAAAUAACUCCAUCUUGGCCGUCGCAGGAGACGAUGACAUUUUGAGGUUAUGUGACCUGGGAAAAGAGACAUGGGUGUGUGAGUUUAAGGCUCAUGAAACCAGAGUGAAAGCUGUUGACAGUUUCAUGAUGGAGGAUUACUGCGUGCUGGUAACGGCUUCAAACGACGGAUUCAUCAAAAUGUGGAAACUUCAUCUGAAAGAGGAGCUGGAGUCUCCCACUCUCCUCGGGGAAGUGAACACAACAGCGAGACUGACAUGCCUGGCUGUGUGGAAACCUUCAUCAGUGCAGCAGACCACUGAGGAACCUGCAACUAAGGCAACAACAUCUAAAGAACUCGUGCAGGAGCUUUCAAAGACAAAGAGAGUACGGAUCGCAACAGAAGAAGUGAUUCUAGAAGACGAGAGCAAGCCCAAAAAGAAGAAAAAGGGUGGCAGAAAAUAAAAUGGAAAAAGGAACAAUCCGUUUUAUCAAUCAUGGACUGUUUUAUAUCUGGAUGUGCUUUUUUGUGGUUGCCACGGGGAGGUUGUAAAGUACAGAUUUUGUGAAUAUAUUUUGCUGUCAACAUUGAAAAGAAGAGAAAUGACAAUGGAAUAUGAGAUGGGCAACAAUAAAAAAAAUGUUUUAUAAUCAAUUGACUGCUUUUGAUUUUGAGCUAUACUGUCAAAAACAUUUACUCACAGUUACCACAUGGAGGUGAUAGAGCACAGCUGCUGAAUGUAUGUUUUAAAGGAUAUAUUCUGUCUUUGUGUCAAGAUAUUUAUGAAUAAGUAACGAGGCUUCACUUUUUUUCUUCAUUUUCUUUGGCACUGUUGAAGACGAAUGAGAUA
Molecule: messenger RNA, 1695 nt
Organism: Anoplopoma fimbria (sablefish)
Lineage: Eukaryota; Metazoa; Chordata; Actinopteri; Perciformes; Anoplopomatidae
Gene: pak1ip1
Product: PAK1 interacting protein 1
Exons: 10
Coding region: 236-1309 (357 amino acids)
Molecular function (GO): protein binding
Source: RefSeq, a predicted model, not a curated record